ACUCCUCCUCCCAGUGCCUCCUGAGCGCCUGAACUUGUGAGGUUAACCUUUUCAUUAGCCAUGUAGCCUAAUGUUGCUGUUUUUUUCUCCGCAUUUGCAUGUCAGCAGCAUGAGCGCAACCUUAUUACUAUUUCCGCACCUGCUUUUGCGCAACCUCUGAAGUUCAGCGACACCUUUAUUUGCUGAACCCGACAUUUGUAUGAUUUUUUGGGGGGUAAUUCGGGCUUUUUCUGUAUGCAUGAUGGAUAAACGAUGAGGCGCAGAGAGUGAACAUGGGGCUCCCAGAGCAUCACUAGUGUCCAAACAUCCCGUCAGCCGUGCGCAUCGGCUCUGACUUUCUCCGCUGGCUCCGGCUGAUCGCCUUUCAUCUCAUCUCCUCCAGACUCCAGACUCUUCCUCGCUCCUCCUCCAGCUCCUGCUGUUGCUCCAAACCAAACAGGUCGCGUUAUUUAUUAAAGUGCUGCUCCUUUUUUAACCUCGGCAGGGUCAAUGUAUAUAGACGCGUUCAAACGGAUCCUCUUUGAAAGGCUGAACUGCUUGAAGAGAAUGUGUGUGUGUCAGCGGCAAGGCAGCUCGUUUGCCAUGUCUAAGACAGCGGCUAAGAAGCUGCACUGGUGCUCCAAGGUGCAAGACAGCUUCGUCCCUUUGCUCGGCGCGUCAGGAGAGCUGGGCAUCUCUGUUGGAGGAGGAGCAGAUUAUGGAGAGUUUCCCUUCGUCACGUCGGCUCCAGGCGGCGGCCUCACGGUGGGGGACAUCGUCCUCGAGAUCGGCGGAACACCGGUGCUCGGCAUGACGUUAGGAGACGUCCGCGGGGUCCUCAGCUCUUGUCCACAUCCCAUCCGCAUCAAGACGGUGACAUCAGGCUCCGCGUUGUGCAAGGAUCUCAGGUUAUAUCUGAGCAAAUGCUUCACGCCCGGCUCGGUGGACAGCCAGCUCCAGCAGGUCAUCAGAGAGAACCUCUACCUCCGAGCGGUCCCCUGCACGACCCGGCAGCCCAGAGAGGGGGAAGUCUCAGGCGUAGACUACAACUUUGUCUCCAUUGAGGAGUUCUUUUCCUUGGAGGAGUCGGGAGCGCUGCUCGAGAGCGGAAAGUUCAAAGGAAAUUACUACGGCACACCUCGGCCCGUUCACAUCAGCGCAGAGAGCCCCCCAAUCACCUACCAGGAGCAUCGAAACCUGCUCAGAAACUUCCGCACGCGCAGCAAAUCGCUCAGCAACCUGGAAAAGACUCCAGAGGAAAGCGUCAACGGCGAGGAUGACUCUGGUCUGCAAGGAGGCUCUGGAGGUGUGAGACGCGGUAAUCCUGCUGUCCACCGCUCUCCCGGUCGGCCCAGGGCGUCCAGCAGCGGAGGGGUCGGUCACGUCGCAGAGAAUGGGAUCAUCGGUAGCAGGAGAGGCGCCAGAAUCAGAGGUGUGAUGCCUGACCACUGGGAGCAGGCCUUCAGUGACCCGGGAGAAUCACUUUACAUCGAGCGCAGCCCCAAAAGGACCAGCUGGCUGAGUCCUCGUCCCUCGAGCAGGGAGGCCCUCUACAGGAACGAGUGGUUCACAGACCAUCCGGAUGAGCUCAGAGGGUACCCUGUGCACGUGCACCUGAUCAAAGGCUCCAGAGGCUUUGGUUUCAACAUCGUUGGAGGCAGCAGGCCGAGAGAGCUCCUCCAGGUCUACAGCGUCACGACAAGUGGACCUUCCACUCUCAAGACGGCGGACAUCCUGGUGUACAUCAACGACGUUUGUGUGUUGGGAAAGUCUCACAAAGAGGUUGUAGGGAUGCUCAAGUCAGUGCCUGUGGGUCACAGUGUGGAUGUAGAGGUUAAAAGGGGAUACCCCAUGCUCUACAACCCCAACGGUCUCCUCAAGCAGCCUUCGCCGAGGUCUCUGGACAGUGAAGGUCCUAUCCUACCGCCGACCACCACCCAGCCUCAGUCUCUUCACCCGCUACCUCGCCUGUCGACGCCCGCACCCCAGACUCAGCAUUAUAACGAGGUCCACAGUGACGGGGGCUACACGCAGCCCGGUGUGACUCUAGAUGCCAACGGGAACGCCACGCCAUUCGCUUCCAGACCGCCUCCCCCGUACAGAUGCUCCAGUGUGAGCGACGCUGCCACACCCUCGCCGGUUCACCCUCCUCGGUCCCUGAAGAGUUUAGCCAGGCUGCAGUCGCUUGACCCGACGCAGGCCAGUCAGAGUGACAGUGAGGUGGUUUCAGCGAUCGGUUCACACAGGAAAUCAUUGAUCCGAAAUCACAACAAUAACUCCCUUUCAACGCCGCCACACCUCCUGCAUUAUGGAACAUCAAAGUCUUCAGAAAGUGACCUGUCUAACUGCACCAUACCUGGGGCCCGGCUGCCUCUACCCGAGUCUCCACGGAGACCGUCUUCUUCCAGCGCCGGUCCCCGCAGCACCCACCCUCAGCUCUACGGACCACGCACCGCCCACCUCAGAGCCCCCACGCCGGAGAGCCCUCGUCACCACAGCUUUAAUGGUAUCCACGGCAACACCAGCCCAAACGGCAGUCCUAGCGACGUGUCGUCCCCUGGGGCCAUGAGUGUCGGCAGCGGCUUUGGGAGUUUCAGUGGGGGGGAACUGGUUCCAGUGGCCUUGGCACAAGCCGAAGGAGACCGAGGCCUGGGCUUCAGCCUGGCAGCCGGUGGACACAGAGGCAGGGUGACUGUGGUGGAGAGGGUCUGGGACAGGAAGCAGUGCAGCUCCCUGCAGCCAGGGGACGCUAUCGUCAAAAUCAAUGGAGCUGAUGUCCAGAGCCUCAGCUGUGCACAGAUCCAAACGAUUCUGCAGGAACACACCAAACAGGGAGAAGUCAUUUUGCUGAUUUACAGAGGAGGGAACUAUCAUUCCUCCAUCUCCCCCGGCUCUGCUCGGAGACUGCCUCCCCCUCUUCUGCAUCCCCCUCCUCCCCCCGUUGGGUCAGACAACUCAUCUGCCCUGUCGGACAUUUUGCCCAUGCCCAUGCCCCGCACCUCCCCAAUCCCACCUCCAUCCCCGAUCCGGAUGGGCUCCUCGCUGAUCCAGAGCACCAGUUUCCUGGAGUCGAUUCCAGUGACCCUGACCAUGGAGCCCAAAGACUGGAUUGACAUUGGCCUGGAGGACGAGGCCGGCGGUGUGUCGGUGCCGGACGAGAGUCUGGAGAAGAGGAGGGGCGAACGGACCCGUCCUUUGAGAGGGUUUGACGUGGAGCUGAGAAGAAAGCCGGGCGAGGGAUUCGGGUUCGUCAUUGCAUCUCAGGAUGUGGAGAAUGGUAAAGCUGCAUCCCUUCUACCCCACCGCUUUGUGACGGUGCGCCGCAGCAGUCCCGCAGCGAAGAGCGGCCAGAUCCGAGCCGGGGACCGUUUGGAGGCUGUGGAGGGGCGCUCGGUGGCGACUCUGCCUCAUCGGGAACUCGCUCAGAUUCUCCGCCAAGCAGGAAACACGCUGCGCCUGACCGUCGUUCCCCGCCCCAGCACCCACUCCUCCAACCUCUCGGAAACCGCUGAGCAUGAUCAGGACCACAAGAGCAGAAAGGGUCAGAGGUCACGCCCAAAGCGCAACUCCAGGUACUACAGUGUGGAUCUGGAUCGGGGGCCCUCAGGCUUUGGCUUCAGCCUCCGAGGGGGGAGCGAGUACAACAUGGGCCUUUACGUCCUGGGACUGAUGGAGGGGGGCCCUGCCUCUCGAAGCAAAAAGAUACAGGUGAGCGACCAGCUGGUGGAGAUCAACGGCGACAGCACGGCCGGGAUGACGCACGGUCAGGCUGUGGAGAUAAUCCGCCGAGGGGGCCAGCGCAUCCACCUGGUCCUCAAGCGAGGAAACGGCUACGUGCCUGACUAUGCCCGUGAGCACAGAAUCGCCUCCCCCUCCCUCCUGCACAACCCCAAAGAGCAGGGUUUGGCUGCAGUGAGCUCCGCUGGACGGAGGGGACGCACGUCCAAGCAGAAGAGGAGGAGCGGGUCGUCCGGAGACGUGAGGGGGAAUGGGACAGGAAUGAGAAGACGAAGAAGACCGAGCUCAGGGGGAGGAGGACGCUCACGUUUACAAAGCCCCGUCUCCAAGAGAGGAGAGCGGGACGAGGCGAGGAAGCGGAGGUCUCGGAGUUUACCGAGGGAUAACACCAGGAAGGAUGAUGAUCACGUAGACAGUCGGACUGUUAGGGGACACGAUGGGGACAAGGAAAAGCGGAGCAGCAGAGACAGAGAGAGGAGAAGCAAGAGCAGGGUCCGGAAGACGAAGUCGGAGGGUGAGAAGCCUGAGCAGGAGGAGGAGCAGGGAGCAGCAGCCUUCGAGGUGAAGGUGGGAAGACGAGCCAGUUGUGAAGAGGACGACAUUUUCAUGCCCAGCCCAACCCGACGGCUUCCCAGACCCAAGGAAAACUGGAAGUGCGAUGCUGACAGACGCUGGGACGUGGCAGCAGAGUACAGGGAGCUGAAGUGGGACAAGGAUCAGGACGAGGAGAGGGGCGAGUCACAGGAUGAUGACUGGGACGAGGUUGACAGCACAACGCUGGACAUAGAUGAAGAAAACUACGACACGCAGUCUACGACCUUUUGGAGGCCGUCUCCAGCCGCAGCAGCAGCAGAUCCAGCAUCACAGAGAAAGCCCUCCUCCUACCUCACCUCCACGCUGUCUGUGGACGAGCUGGGGGAUGACGGGUCAGAGUUGGGCUCUGAAGACAGCGUCUCUGCCGCCAGCAUUUCCGGCUCUUCUCUCUCUGCCAGGGCUCUGCCGGGCCCUUGGCUCCCGCCCAAUCAGCAGAGGCCGGUCGCAGAGGAGAACCGGCAGCCUCGGAGCAGGACAGAGCCGGCGGGGAGAGGAAGUGCCGUCUCUUGACCUUUAAAGGAGCACGCAGCAGCUAAAUAAAUCCCGAGUGAGUUAGCGCCCUCUCUACGAACACUUUUCUGAGUCACCUUCAGUAGAACCCUUCGUCUUUGUGCCUUUUUGCAGCUGCUUUCCGGCUGAUGUUGUCAUCACUUUUCAGUUUCACACUUCUCUUCCCACAUUAGAAAAUCUGACUUUGUUUUUUACCGUCUACUAGUUCGUCGCUCACCUUUCAGCUUCCCCGCAGCCAUCCAGACUGCUUUAGGCGAGCGUCGGCUCUCCGCCGCCACAAAAAUACCACAAAGACUUUUACCUCACGGAGGUACCGAGCAACGAAGAUGCAAUUGUCCAAGACUAUCAGCCGUCUGUCCCCACUGCACCGUCCAGUGUUCAUACGCAUGGACGUAAUUUUGGGGGGGGACAGGGGGGACAUGUCCCCCCCACUUUUUCCAAAGUCAAGCUUUGACCCCUGCACUUUUUACCAUCCAAAAACAAUAUUACGCUAUUUUAAAUUGACACUGGUUGAGCUCUAGGACCAAGCAGAAAACAACCAUUUGUGUUGAAGCCUGUUUCCCAUUAGAACAUGCUGUAAAGAUCCCCCCCCCCCCCCCCCGUGUCCCCCCCACUUCUAAAGUGAAAAUUACGUCCAGUGUUCAUACGGGAGUCUGUGGGCGUUUGCCUCCACUUGUCACGUUGCAUUGAUGUCUGAUUGCAACACAAGCCCUGUCAAAGGCAGGUGUGAAAUCUGGACUGUACAUAUCUUUAGACAAAUAAAUAAGAGUGUAUUGUAAACCUAAUGAAGCCAGAAUUUGUAGAAGUGUGUUAUAAAAAUCAUAUAUUUGAAUAUUACAGUAAGCGCGCACACACACACACACAUAUAUAUGUAAUCGUGUAUUAUUGUGUGACGAUGAGUGAUGUGAGCUGUGGUACCCGGCUUUCAUCAAAGCUGAAAAUGUAAACAGACCGGUCUAGCUCCAGUGGCAGGCACGAGUUUCUGGUGAAGCUGCUGGGAAACCAGCAAAAAAAAAAAAAAAAGAUGCCAAAACACGUGCAUUCUGUUUGCAUAUUUCUAGAACUGUUAGUGUUGUGUGUGUGGGGUCAGCAUCCAACCUAGAAUCCAGAGAGUGCUGUGCCCAUCGUGCCACGUACUGUUGCCUUGGUAACAAAACCACUUUAUCCUAACCGCUAUUUUUCUUAACUGUGAAAAUCUUUUGCUCCAAGGUGUCUGCUGUGAGAGAAGAGUGGGCCGUUUAGUAAUCUCAGCCAUGCCAAAUACACAUGUGUGAAAAACUAAAACGUUAAAGGACCUUAAUGUGAAUCAGCAAAAAGGAAAGUCUGAGCUCACGUGUGGUGAAACCAUCUUUGUUUUCUUUUGUCGCUCUUUUCCGUGAACAAACUCAUAGGAAUGAAGCUAAACGGAUACUGUGAGAUGUUAUUUUUCUAUGAAAUGAUCUACUCAGGUUUUCUGAUACUUUGCUCUAGAUAAGCCAUCAGCAGGAGAAGCUGCGGAGAACGAUUGACUCAGCAAAGCAAUAUCAUGUUGAUUUGUGACAGCCGCAUCGGGACACACUGACUGUUUUUUAUUACCUGGUUUAUUUGUUGUUCCUUCAGUUGAAGCCCUCUGAAGCUUAUUGACUUCUUUGGCCACGUUAUUUAUUUGUGUCCCACACAGAACGGCAGCACAGCGACCAACCAAACACGAGGUGUCCUCCAACAGCUGAGCGGACGGGGUAGCCUGUGUGUACAAGACUUAUUUUGUAAUGUUUGCUAAAAAUCUUCAAUUUUUGUUUGUUUUUUUUUUUUACUUUUUUUAAGGGAGACCUUCAGUCUGGCUGAACUUCAAAGUGCAAAUAAAGUCCUGAACCAGU
Messenger RNA from Nothobranchius furzeri (turquoise killifish), 6677 nucleotides. It is a transcript of the gene magixb, whose product is annotated as membrane-associated guanylate kinase, WW and PDZ domain-containing protein 3. Gene Ontology annotation, biological process: signal transduction. NCBI's taxonomy places the organism in Eukaryota, Metazoa, Chordata, Actinopteri, Cyprinodontiformes, Nothobranchiidae. Gene Ontology annotation, molecular function: protein binding. The record is from RefSeq and is a predicted model, not a curated record. Gene Ontology annotation, cellular component: cytoplasm; cell-cell junction.